GGGAGUGCGUGGCAGCGUGGGCUGGGGUCACCAGGAACUGUGGACGCAGGGCCAGCGCUAGGUCCCCGGGGGAGCCCUACUCCAGAGACCCUCCCAUUGGAGUCCGGGCCGCUCUCAGCCUUACUCCAGGCUCUCUGACUGGCUUGUGUUCCCCACCAGGACCUCAGUCCCCGCCCCUCACCUCGGAUCACUGAAUCCCCUCGCUAGCCGCGGAGUGGGGGUGGGGAGGAGUGGAUUUUGUCCAAAGUGUCACUUCAAGGGCUGGAGCGUAUGGACCAGUAACGGGGAGUCAGCUUUGGGAUGGGACGUGUGCGUGUGUGUGUGUCUGUGUGUGUACAUACCCGGAUCUUAGCGGAUGGUACAUACCUAGAAUCAAUUUAGGAGCCUUAGUUCGUCACAAACUAGAAUCUUCAGCGCCCCCCCCUCUGGGUUAUGAAGGCCACAAGCGGGUGCCGGGUAAAUCUUGACUUCAAGGAUGUGACAUGCUCCCGCCCCCUUUCCUCCAACUGCAGUCCUCAGUGGUAGAUGGAGCUCUUCCACCUAGGUGGCCCUCUGCGGUGGUGAGCUUUGUAAAAGGUCUGGGUCAGGCCAGAUCCCCCCAGCCUGAUCAUGGCACCAGACACACACUGCUGCUCCAGGGCAGACCUGAGGAGGAGGCUACCCGUCCUGGCCUGGCUGCCCAACUACUCUCUGCGGUGGCUGAGAAUGGACGUCAUCGCUGGACUCUCCGUGGGUCUCACCGUCAUCCCCCAGGCCCUGGCCUAUGCAGAAGUGGCUGGACUCCCGCCCCAGGGUUCCUGCUGGACUUCAUCUCCUGCCCUGUCAUUAAAGGCUUCACAUCCGCUGCCAGCAUCACAAUUGGCUUUGGACAGGUCAAGAACCUGCUGGGAUUACAGAACAUCCCCCGGCAGUUCUUCCUCCAGGUGUACCACACCUUCCUCCACAUCGGAGAGACCAGGGUGGGCGAUGCCAUCCUGGGACUGGUCUGCAUGGUGCUGCUGCUUGUGCUGAAGCUUAUGCGUGAACACAUUCCUCCUCCCCAUCCUGAGAUGCCCCUUGGCGUGAAGUUCAGCCGUGGGCUAGUGUGGACCGUCACAACAGCUCGCAACGCCUUGGUGGUCUCCUUCGCGGCCCUGAUUGCUUACGCCUUCGAGGUGACAGGAUCCCAUCCGUUCAUUCUGACUGGAAAGAUCGCCCAGGGGCUCCCUCCUGUGAGGAUGCCGCCCUUCUCAGUGACCACAGACAAUAAGACCAUCUCUUUCUCUGAGAUGGUGCAGGACAUGGGGGUCGGACUGGCUGUGGUGCCUCUGAUGGGCCUCCUGGAGACCAUUGCUGUGGCCAAAUCCUUCGCCUCCCAGAAUAAUUACCGCAUUGAUGCCAACCAGGAGCUGCUGGCCAUCGGCCUCACCAAUGUGCUGGGCUCCCUAGUCUCGUCUUACCCGGUCACUGGCAGCUUUGGGCGGACAGCAGUGAAUGCCCAGACGGGGGUGUGUACCCCGGCAGGAGGCCUGGUGACUGGUGUCCUGGUGCUGCUGUCUCUGGACUACCUGACCUUACUGUUCUACUAUAUCCCCAAGUCUGCACUGGCUGCCGUCAUCAUCAUGGCUGUGGCCCCGCUCUUUGACGUCAAGAUCUUCAGGAGGCUCUGGCUUGUUCAGAGGCUGGACCUGUUACCACUCUGCGUGACAUUCCUGCUGUCCUUCUGGGAGAUCCAAUACGGCAUCCUGGCAGGGACCCUGGUGUCUUUGCUCAUUCUCCUGCACUCUGUAGCUAGACCCAAGACCCAGGUGUCAGAGGGACAGAUUCUUGUUCUCCAGCCGGCCAGCGGCCUGCACUUCCCUGCAGUUGAUGCCCUCCGAGAGGCAAUGACGAAGAGGGCCCUGGAAGCAUCCCCACCACGUUCUGCGGUUCUGGAGUGCACGCAUGUCAGCAAUAUAGACUACACCGUGAUUUUGGGACUCGGUGAGCUCCUGGAGGACUUCCAGAAGAAAGGUGUCACCCUGGCCUUUGUUGGCCUACAGGUGCCCGUGCUCCGCACACUCUUGGCUGCUGACCUCAAGGGUUUCCAGUACUUUACCACUCUGGAGGAGGCAGAGAAAUCCCUGCAGCAGGAACCAGGGACUCAGCCUUACAGCAUCCGUGAAGACACUGCCCCAGAGCACAGGAGCUCCCUACUGAAGUCUCCCUCGGGCCCCUGAACGGCAGCUGGUAUAGGAAGGGUCUCUGGAAGGUUCUGUCGCUGUGACUUGGUGUCACCUGAUAGACUCACCAACCUGGCGGGACUGAAAUGGCUCUAGGGAAGAGCAGGGAGCCAUGUGUGAUUCCGGGGUGUCCCCUAGGUGUGAGUAUUUGAGGGGUGGGGUGGCUAGACAGUCUUCCAGAGAGAGAGAGAGAGAGACCAAGAAAGGUGGGGAAUCAUGUCUUUUGGCCUGGGCUGGCAGGGUAAGCUGGCAUUUUCCAGAUCUCAAGUCCUUCUUUGGAAUCAGACCCUACCAGAGAAGAGUCAGAGAGACCGGGCAUCUCAGAGAUGUGUCUGACCAUGGCGUGAAGACGAACCUGAGCUGAAGAGGCGACCACAGUGUGCCACACAAGGUCAAUUCUGUUUAAAAUCACGUGUUUUGAAGUGGAAGUCACUCUGGUGUUUUUGUAAAGCAAUACGAACACUAAUCCUUGGCUUUUU
Messenger RNA from Rattus norvegicus (Norway rat), 2680 nucleotides. The record is from RefSeq and is a predicted model, not a curated record. Lineage: Eukaryota; Metazoa; Chordata; Mammalia; Rodentia; Muridae.